AAGACUUAGUGAAUUGACUAACAAAUCAAAGCAUUUCUGUGGUGUUUAUAGUUUUCUAUUGAUGCCACCCCAUUAAGAAGACUUAAUGGUUGACUUGACCAAGUAAUGUUCCCAGCUUCUUCAUGGAUAUUUCUUGAGAAGAUGUUCUGUUGGACUUAACUGCUUCUCUAGUUUUUUAUUUUCUUCAACCAUGUUAAAAGUUAAAACUUGUCCUGCUUUCUCCCCCAUUGGUAUCAUGGCUCUAUAUUUCUUAAUUGUCCUGUUUAUCUUUGGAUCCGCUAGAGCUCAAUCAAAUCCACCUAAUACAAUAGAAUUAGGAUUUUCUCUUCAUCCCACUGCACAGCCUACAGCAUGGUACUCAGCUUCAGGUCAUUUCGCGUUUGGCUUUUAUCCACAAGGAAGUGGUUACAAGGUAGGAAUUUGGCUAGUGGGAGGCUCCAAUAAUACUAUUGUGUGGACCGCGUUUCCUGACGAUCUAGAAGUAUCCGCUGAUUCUACCUUGGCGUUCAUUGAUGGAAAGGUAGUUCUGAAAACAAGUAACAGCGACGAUAAGACUGUUGCUGGUUCAUCAGAAUCUGCUUUCUAUGCCAACUUGCUUGAUAACGGUAACUUUGUGGUUUACAAUCAAGAUCAUAAAGCUAUCUAUGAGAGUUUCAAUUCUCCUACUGAUACAAUUUUAGGUGGUCAGAAUUUAACAAGUGGGCGUAAAUUGGUUUCUAGUUUCUCCUCCACAAAUCAUUCCUCAGGGCGAUUUCGCCUCUCGAUGCAGAACGACGGAAACCUUGUUGCAUACCCCAAAAACUUGAAUCAGCCAGUGGAUGCCUAUUGGUCUUCACAAAAUUACUGUACUGGUUGCAGAUAUCACCUGUUUCUUAACAACAGAACUGGCAUCUUAUUGCUGAUCAAUGACACUGAUUCUUCAGUAAUUCGACAAUUGUACACUCCACUUAUGCAGAAGGACAGAGCUAUUUAUCGAGCCACACUAGAUUAUGAUGGGAAUUUUCGACUCUAUUCUCAUGAAUUCGACUCCAAUGGUAAUUCUAAAAUGGUAGUGGAGUGGGAGGCGAUCGAUGAUCUCUGUCUUGUGAAGGGUUUCUGUGGCCUUAACAGUUAUUGCAUUAGAAGUGAUCACAAUGCACCCUCUUGUAUGUGUCUACCAGGGUCAUACUUGAGAGAGAAUGAUCCAACCUUUGGUGAUUGUCAACGGAACUUCACUAGAGGAAAUUGCAUUAAUGGGAAAGAAGAUGCAAGCGUCUAUAAGAUUACUACUACAACCAAUUUGACCUGGGAGGAUCCUCCUUACUUUGUUACAUCAUUUCUAGGAAAAGAAGAUUGCGGCAAAUCUUGUUUGGAGGACUGUGAUUGUGAUGCUUCCCUCUUCGAUGAAAAUGGCCAGUGUAUGAAACACAAGCUGCCUUUGAGGUAUGUCAAAGGUGAUCGUGAAGGAUCUCGCACUGCUUUCUUUAAAGUCAGCAAUCUAGCAGUGCAAAAUCCAACAACGGAUUCAGUGAAGCUACCAUGGGUGGUGAUCUUGGUUUUAUUGAUAAGUUUUGUUAUGUAUUCAGGUACUGCUCUUGCAUUUUCAGGAUUUUAUGUCUUCAAAUUCCGGAUAAUAAAGUACAGGAAGCUAUUGCAGACAGGAACCACAGGCUUAACGAAAGACUUCAUACUCAGAACUUGCUCUUACAGGGAGCUAAAACGGGCAACUAAUGGUUUCAAGGAGGAACUAGGAAAGGGUGCUUUCGGAGCAGUUUACAAAGGGAGCUUUGAUAAAGGUCAAAGCCUUGUGGCAGUGAAGAGGCUAGAGAAAGUAGUCGACGAAGGUGAAAGGGAGUUCAGAGCAGAAAUGAGGGUCAUUGGUAGAACUCGACACAGAAAUUUGGUUCGUUUGCUUGGAUAUUGUGCUGAAGGCUCAAAAAGAGCUCUAGUUUAUGAAUAUAUGAGCAAUGGUUGCCUAGCAAAUCUCUUGUUCCGAGGAGCUACUCGCCCUGAUUGGAACCUCAGAGUGAAUGUUGCACUAGAUGUCGCCAGGGGAAUCCUUUACCUCCAUGAAGAAUGUGAAGCUCCAAUUAUCCACUGUGAUAUAAAACCACAAAACAUCUUACUCGAUGAGUUGUUGACAGCUAAAAUCUCAGACUUCGGGCUGGCCAAGCUACUAAUGCCUGAUCAAACAAGAACAUUCACUGGUGUAAGAGGGACUAGAGGGUAUUUGGCACCAGAAUGGCAAACAAAUGUCCCAAUCUCUGUCAAGGUUGAUGUGUACAGCUAUGGUAUUGUGUUGCUAGAAAUCAUUUGCUGCAGAAGAAAUAUUGAAGUCUAUGUGACUAAUAUAGAAGAAAUCCAGCUGUCUAAAUGGGCAUAUAGUUGCCUUGUAGAUAGUGAACUGGACAAGCUUGUUGGAAGUGAAGAAGUAGACAAGAAGACCUUGGAGGGAAUGAUUUCUGUGGCGAUCUGGUGCAUUCAGGAUGAACCAGCCCUUCGUCCUCCCAUGAAAAAAGUAUUACAGAUGUUACAGGGAAUCAUUGAUAUUCCAGUUCCUCCAUGUCCAAGUCCCAGUAGUUAAUUUCAUGUAAAAUCAGUUGUUGUAACUCGUAAGCAUGAUUGGUUUGGUUUACUUUUGUAUUCUUCAAUAUUAUCUUUUAAUGGAUCCACUUAGCUCGUAAA
Molecule: messenger RNA, 2664 nt
Organism: Lycium ferocissimum
Lineage: Eukaryota; Viridiplantae; Streptophyta; Magnoliopsida; Solanales; Solanaceae
Product: G-type lectin S-receptor-like serine/threonine-protein kinase LECRK2
Exons: 1
Coding region: 191-2563 (790 amino acids)
Biological process (GO): protein phosphorylation
Molecular function (GO): ATP binding; protein serine/threonine kinase activity
Source: RefSeq, a predicted model, not a curated record